Magallana angulata is the source of this 2014-nucleotide messenger RNA. RefSeq names its product histamine H2 receptor-like. The record is from RefSeq and is a predicted model, not a curated record. Gene Ontology annotation, biological process: G protein-coupled receptor signaling pathway. Bases 298 to 1653 code for a protein of 451 amino acids. The transcript has 2 exons. Gene Ontology annotation, cellular component: membrane. Gene Ontology annotation, molecular function: G protein-coupled receptor activity. Lineage: Eukaryota; Metazoa; Mollusca; Bivalvia; Ostreida; Ostreidae.
GAUAAAGUAAAUAUCGUCUUACACUUUCAACAAGUAUACCGGUAAAUUAAAUGCAGUGAUUCAUUGAUACAUUAUUCAUACAUGUAUUACAAGUUCCUGUUUUAAUUUACUGCUGGUACUCUGAAUAUAAAAGCUUUGCAAAUGUGAAUUCUAUUAUAUGUGAUAAGGAAAGAAUUCUUUGCAAUUCAUGGGCCGCGGUUUUUCCAGCAGAAGAAUUAACUUCCAUUUCUUCAAAAAACUUAAGGUGUCAGUAAAUCUAGGAAAGAUCCAAUCAUGGCCAAAAAUUAAUGUUCAACAAUGUAUGUUUACCCAAAUACAACCUAUAAAAUGGCCUUUCAACCAAAAACAGAAAUGACUGACAGUGUUCUCCUGGCAUUUGGGAUACCGAUCUUCCUGGCAAAUAUCAUUGGCAUUGUAGUUGUAUGGCAAAGCACAAAGUUACCAUUCCAGAUCCGAUUAUUAACUUUGAAUUUGUCGUAUGCAGAUGGAGGAAUUGGACUUGUCAUGCUUUUACCUCGCAGAUGGCUAUACAAGGAAUGCAAUGUACGAAAAUAUUUAUUGGAGAUCUUGGGAACAUCCUCAUUUUUGACCAUCACUGCUUUUAACGUUGACAGAUGCCUGGUUAUUCUCUAUGCUAUUCAGUACACCAUGUUCAUCACCAAAUCCAGAAUCUUUACAGUGUGUGUUGUAAUCUGGAUACUCAGCUCAUCCAUUGUGUAUCUACUGUAUUCAGAUGAACAAUGGGAAACAUUAGGCUUCUCAUGCGAGGAGGCAUUUGCCAGCAAUUUGAGAACAUCUAAUGUGAUUGGUCACGUAAUCCGUACCGUCAUUAUCUUGAUUAAUGUCCUUAUUAUGGUAUUAUUGUGUUUGUAUCUCAGAGACAGAAUGAAACAGUUGUCUCGCACAGGACUGCAACAGUUCAAAGUAAAACAUUGGGACUACCAAGCUGUUACUAUUAAGAAAAUUCUGCUCAUUACAAUAAUGUUCACUGUUUUAUAUACACCAUACAUGCUUUGCCAAUUAAUUUUGUCCACACAUGUUCAGACUCGAAGUGAAUUUAUCAUUAAGGGACUAUCUGCCAUGGCCUCAUUGCUGAAUAGCUUUGUCAAUCCUUUUCUGUACAUUUUCCGGUUCAAAGAGUGUCGUUUCCAGUUCAAGUUGCUUUUUUGUCGUUGGAACAAGUCAAUCCUUGAGGAGACAGAGAGAGUACGCAAACAAAGCUUUGCAACCUACACUAUUGAUGACAGCAUGAAACUGAGACUACAAGCUAUUCACAACAGUGCUUUGAAAAAUGAAAAUUCCGAAACUUCAAAAUUGAAGCUACAUGCAAUGGACAUAAAAGGUCAAUCAUCAACUAGUUCAGCAUCUUCAGAAUAUAGGCUUCAUUCCCAUUUUAGCAGAAGAUCUGUAAAAUCUAAUUCAAUACCUUCAAAAUCAAAUUUAUAUAGAAUUAACAGCAAGGUAUCAGGAACAAAACGCAAGUCGGUUGGUUUUGCCCUUCCAGACAAGACAUCAGAAUCAACUACCGGUACUUGCAAUUCAGAUAAUUCUCAGCAUAGACUGUUUGCUGCACCCAGCAAAAUAUUAGAAAAGACUGAUUCGGAAAUAUCCAGAUCUGAUCAAGAGGACACAGUAUUACAGACAUAUCUCUGAAGAGUGUAAAAGGCAGAUCUUGUGUUGAAAAUUCACCGAUAUAAAAUAGUUGAUAAAGAUUAACCAAUUACCAUUUAUUCUUUUUGAUUUAUGUGUCUUAUUUAUUUUAUCUGUCAGAUUUAGAUUUUAAGAGUCUAUUAAAAAGUCAAAUAUUAGGGUAAUUUUUUUUAUAAAAGAAUUCACAAGAUCUACAAUAAUACACAGAAACUGCUGAUAAAAAACAAACAAUGAAGUACUAGUAUUCUCUAAAAUGUGUUAGUUGUUUUCUUUUGAAAUCAUUUGCCAUGUUUCCAUGCAAAAUUCAUAAUAAAACAUAUUCUAUAACCUUCAAUGUGGUCUUUGCAAGUUGGCUGCUUGCCCA